AUGGCACUCCUUACUUUCAUCCUAGUAGCUACAUUUCUAAGUGCAUAUGCACUAUACAAAUACUUGGAAUCAUGUCGCCAUAACAAAGUUCCAACGAGUCUGAAGCCACUCCCUGGGCCAAAAGGCUACCCAAUUAUCGGCUCAAUACCUGACGUACCAGAAAAAAAUGGGUUCAUCAAGUUCGCAGACUGGGGCAAGGAGUAUGGUCCAAUAUAUCAGUGCAACCUGGCUGGAUCCAACCAUGUCUGGAUUUCAUCAGAGAAUAUCGCCCACGAUCUCCUCUCGAAGAAGGCCGCCAUCUACUCGGACCGACCACACAUUCCCGCAUUGAUCGAUGACAACCGUACUAGCGCACAAUAUCUCCCAUUACUCAGCAGAAAUGAGGGUCAUACCCGUCAAAGGAAAUUCGCCAACGUCAUUAUGCGCGAGUCCGAACAGGCAACAUUCCAUCGGUACCCAGAGCUAGAAGCGAAGCGCAUGCUUGUCGAGCUGCUCGCGGAGCCUGAUCAGUAUAAUCACGCGCUCGAAUCCUUUAUUGCUCGCAUUACAUCCCGCCUAGCCUGGGGCCAUGCCGAAGCUAGUGACGAACUCAAACAGCGUGCGCGCGAACUUCUGGUCGGCGUCUCACCAACUGGCGCUCUGGGCAACAAGCUGCCUUUCUUAAUGGCACUGCCUGACUGGAUGUCGCCGGCCAAGUCAUGGGAGAAGCGACGAGCUAAGACUGAGCGAACAUUCUUCCAGACCAUGCAGGCACAGGUUGAGAGAGACAUACAAGAGAAGACUGCACCAGCUUCGUGGAUGAAGACCUUCCUCACGCAUGGAGCCAGCAAGUUCGGCUUCAAGUCUGAUCUCGAGGGUGCCUACGCCGUUGGCAUGCAUGGUAUUGCCGGUGCUCUGACAAUUGCCGCGCCGAUGCAGUCUUUCUGUCUAGCCAUGUCGCACUACCCACAAUACCUCUCGAUGCUACAAGAAGAAAUUGAUCGUGUCUGUGGCGACAGACUCCCCAUCGCUGAGGACCGCCCUAACAUGCCAAUGCUUCGCGCAAUUAUUCGCGAGCUGAUCCGCUGGCGACCACCGGUGCCCACUGGCAUCCCUCACUAUCUGACACAGGAUGACGAGUACGAUGGGUUCCAUAUUCCUAAGGGUAGCACAAUCCACCCGCUUGAAUGGGCAAUCUCUCGUGACCCGGAAGUCUAUCCUGAUCCCGAAACCUUCAAUCCACUGCGAUGGCUAAAGCCUGAGUUCCCAACAUAUAAAGAGCCUCUUACUCAAUUUCCUACCAUCAUCAACUCAUCCCAGUUUGGCUAUGGACGACGUGUCUGCCAAGGGCAAGCAGUGGCAGACGAAGACAUGUUCAUCGGUAUUGGAUCCAUUGCAUGGCUGUUCAAUAUCUCGAAAUACUCGCAGGACAAGUCGAAGCCAUCCGUACCUGAGAAGCCCAAGCAGCUUGUUGACAUGAACAAGAAACGCACAAUCUCAAACGAGGAGCUCAACUCCGGCCUCACAUCCACGAAUCUGAUCUCAGAAAAAGCCAGCCUCGAGCUUGCGCGAUCCACUCGACCAUUCCCACCAGGUCACAGACCCAUCGAAUGGGGUGAUGCGUCUCAGAAGCCCGAGGACCCAACGCUUGACUACUCUAUCUUACUCAUCGCAAAGCCUAUUCCUUUCCAAUUCGACUUGGAGCCUCGUGAUGGGACAAGAGCGAACAAAAUCCGGGAGCUGUUUGCCGAGGGCCUCGAAAAGGGUCAAUACACCGUGCCUCGCGAAUACUGGGGCCCGAACCAAGGAAGAGGCGAGUCCUUGGGAUGGAGCAAGGUAUGA
Messenger RNA from Didymella exigua CBS 183.55, 1821 nucleotides. Its product is annotated as cytochrome P450 2E1. Bases 1 to 1821 code for a protein of 606 amino acids. Gene Ontology annotation, molecular function: iron ion binding; heme binding; monooxygenase activity. Lineage: Eukaryota; Fungi; Ascomycota; Dothideomycetes; Pleosporales; Didymellaceae. The record is from RefSeq and is a predicted model, not a curated record. The transcript is spliced from 4 exons.